AUGUGCGCCUGCGCAGGGCUUGUCUCCACCCCCUGGUCAGGAGCACCAAUCAGCUGCCGAGCCAGCCAGUCACUGUCUGUAGUGGUGUUGAAACGGCCUGAGACACUGACAGAUGAGAGCCUCAGCAGCUUGGCAGCCCCACAUAUUCUGACCGCACUUAUUUCUAGCCGCAGCCUCCAAACAGGCGCCAUUUCAAAGGACAUCAACACAGUAGCCAAGUGCAUUGGGGCUGGGGCUGAGGCUGGAAUUGGGACCGUGUUUGGGAGCCUCAUCACUCGUUAUGCCAGGAACCCUUCUUUAAAGCAACAGCUCUUCUCCUACGCCAUUCUUGGCUUUGCCCUCUGA
Molecule: messenger RNA, 345 nt
Organism: Rhinolophus ferrumequinum (greater horseshoe bat)
Lineage: Eukaryota; Metazoa; Chordata; Mammalia; Chiroptera; Rhinolophidae
Product: ATP synthase F(0) complex subunit C2, mitochondrial-like
Exons: 1
Coding region: 1-345 (114 amino acids)
Biological process (GO): proton motive force-driven ATP synthesis
Molecular function (GO): proton transmembrane transporter activity
Source: RefSeq, a predicted model, not a curated record